AUGGCGCAGAGUGAAACGUUUUUGACUAGACUGACUGGUCGUAUCUUCUCCAAUAUAGUGCACCAGAUUACCUCUCCUCGAAUAUCAGUUGACAAGAAGACGCUGGAGAAGUCUUGGAAACUGAUGGACAAAGUCGUCAAGCUUUGUCACAAUCCGCGUGUUGACCUAAAGAACAGCCCACCUUUUAUUCUCGACAUAUUGCCGGACACGUAUCAGCAACUUCGCCGUAUCUAUGCUCGAUACGAGCACAACAUGGAGGCUCUGAAUGAGUGCGACUACUGUCGCGUUUUUCUCGACAAUCUUAUUCAGAAAUGCAAGCAAGUCUUGCGGUUGUUUAGAGAGGGGAAAGACAAGAUGUACGACAAAGACUCAAGUUAUCGGCGUGGCUUAACAAAGUUCAGUCUUAUCCUAAGUCAUAUGGUCGCCGAGUUGAAAUCUUUGUUUCCCGACGGUCGAUACAUUGGAGAUGCUUUCCAAAUCACGAAGAGCGAGGCUGCAGAAUUCUGGAAGAAGGCAUUUGAUUCCAGGACUGUGAUAUCUUGGAUGGAAUUCAGACACUGUUUUUGCCAGGUCCAUUUAAUUCAAUCAAAUGUUGAAGCAAUGGCGUUAAAAUCAACCAUCGAUCUGACAUGCAAUGAUUAUGUAUCUGUGUUUGAGUUUGAUGUCUUCACACGUUUGUUUCAACCGUGGCAGACUCUUAUACAGAACUGGAAUGCACUGGCUGUCACUCAUCCAGCAUAUCAAGCAUUUUUGACUUAUGAUGAGGUGAAGGCCAAGUUGCAGAAGUGGUUGCACAAGUCAGGAACAUAUAUUUUUAGACUCAGUUGUACCAGACUGGGUCAGUGGGCAAUUGGGUAUGUCACUCAAGAUGGCAAAAUUCUUCAGACAAUUCCACAGAACAAAUCGUUGGGUCAGACUUUACUUGAUGGAGCUCGUGAAGGAUCGUGAGUUGCAUUAUUUUUCUGUUUAUAGUGAUUACUGAAUCUUCUGUGUUAGUCCAUUUGUCUACUU
Molecule: messenger RNA, 1011 nt
Organism: Corticium candelabrum
Lineage: Eukaryota; Metazoa; Porifera; Homoscleromorpha; Homosclerophorida; Plakinidae
Product: E3 ubiquitin-protein ligase CBL-like
Exons: 3
Coding region: 1-948 (315 amino acids)
Biological process (GO): cell surface receptor signaling pathway; negative regulation of epidermal growth factor-activated receptor activity
Cellular component (GO): plasma membrane; membrane raft
Molecular function (GO): SH3 domain binding; ubiquitin protein ligase activity; receptor tyrosine kinase binding
Source: RefSeq, a predicted model, not a curated record